AUGCUGACCCUCUGGGCCCUGGUCACCACACUGGCUGUCCAGGCAGCAGCAGUUGACCCACUGAGCCUUCCUUCUGGGUUGCCAAAUCUUUCUGGAAGAAGACCCAUUCUACAAUCUGGACAGUUCCCCAGAUAUCCCCCAAUUCCAAAAGGAUCUCCAUCCAUAAAAUAUCUGUCUGAGACCCCAAAACCCAGCUGUGUCCCUGUGGCCAAGUUCUUCAUGUCUAGCAGCCAACUCAAUGACUAUCUGAACAGCACCCUGCCCCCCCAGAUUGAGGAGAUGCUCAAGUGUGCAGAGGUGGAUCUGGCCGGUUUGCUUGGGACACUGUUAGAAACAGUGUCCAACUUGGACUUGCUGUCUCUGUUAGACCUCACUUCCCCCCUCAAUAUCCUCGGUGGUGGUGGCCAGAGUGGUCCCCCAGACAAGGGGACCAGCAGCGAGUCCUCAAAUCUCCCAUUGCCAUCACUCUCCAAAGCCACUGAUGCUGUUGGUAACCUGAUACCCGUGGCCCAAGGGGUCUUGGGAGGCCUACUACCCAAUGGUGCAAAGAGGGAUCCUGCAAGGAAAGCUGGCUCUUCUCUUCUCUCUAAUCUCCCCCUGAGUGGUGUGCUCAACCAAGUCAGUGAACCCCUGAGUGGUGUGCUCAACACAGUGGGCGGGCUCACAGAAUCCACCGAGGGCAUACUGAACAGUGUGGUGCCAGGUGGUGUCACUGAUGCGCUCUCAGGCCUGCUCGGAGGUGUGAACCUGAAGGAUCUCCUGCUAGGAUUAGAGGUUCAAAAAGCAACGGUGGACAACAUGAUGUCAGCGAUGACAGACAAUGGCAUCCUUGUCCAAGCCCCAACUACUGCCUUCGUUGGUGGAAAAGGCCUAUUAGGACCUGUUAUCAGCCUCCUGGGAUUUCAGGUGAAUGGGGACAUGACUCUGAAAAUUGGGAUUUCCAUAAACAGCACCCAAUGUGUCAACCUCCAAGUCCAGGACAUUGACAUCAAGGUCAACAAAGUGUACCUUCAGUUGGUGAAGACGGUCACAGAUGUUUUGCCUCUCCCUGUCCCUCUGCCCUUGGAUGAUGUCAUUUCUCAAUUGCUGACAGUUAAAUUGCAAGAAAACUUGAAAGAAGCAAAAUCAUGUGACAUUGAUCUCAGUGAUUUCACCGAAUGCAAGAACCCUACUCAGUUGUUCAAGUACUACAUUAGAAGUCUCCAGGCAUCUGAACAAGGUCUUUCAAUCCUCUACUGUGCUUUCUUUAACGGGAAAGUCCUCACACCUAGUAGUCUCCUUCCUCCAGAUCCUAAAAAUGCCAACAUUGCCAUAACUCUAUCGAACACAAUGCUCAGGGAGAUCAUCACUGUCAGUGCCAAGCAGAGCUCCGUCAAGAUGAAUGACCUGAAUGCCCAUAUCACCAGAAUACUGUACUUCAGCCUGCCAGGCAACAAAAUGCAAGUCACCUACUGGGUUAACGUGAAUAAGGAUGGUGAGAUCUUUGCCCAAGGGCUAACGAUGGACGAGGUAGAAGAUGUGAUGUCUGCAGUUAUGAAGAAGUUUGUAUCUACCAUUACUGAAUUUUCCAAUCAAUGGAAUAUUCCACCAGGAAUAACCUCAAAUCUUCUAACCAAUGCCAAGGUUGAACUACUUAACUCGGCAGAUCCACUGUCCCUUUAUUCACCAUAUAAGUCAUAA
This is a messenger RNA of Phyllostomus hastatus (greater spear-nosed bat), 1680 nucleotides long. RefSeq names its product vomeromodulin-like. The transcript is spliced from 12 exons. NCBI's taxonomy places the organism in Eukaryota, Metazoa, Chordata, Mammalia, Chiroptera, Phyllostomidae. The record is from RefSeq and is a predicted model, not a curated record. Gene Ontology annotation, biological process: sensory perception of smell. The coding region runs from base 1 to 1680 and encodes 559 amino acids.